UCUUCAAAUAAGACCUCCUGCUCAUCACUUGAUCAAUACAAGAGUCAUUGCUAAAACCGGCUGCACUCAUCUUAGAUUUUUACAACAGAAAUUAUGGCAGAUAUCGUCGGAGUUAAUACCGUUGAUCAACUUAAGGCAAACAUCUCUCUUUCAGCUUCGGGCGUGGAUGGAUUAAACGGAGAGAAAGUAAAAGCUGUGAACUUGGGUAAUUGGUUGGUUAUUGAAGGAUGGAUGAAACCUUCACUAUUUGAAGGCAUUCCAGUAGGAGAUAUGCUUGAUGGAGCAAAGGUUCGGUUCAAAUCCCUGAGCUCAAAUAAGUACGUAAGUGCAGAGGAUGGAGGGAGUUCCUGCGUCGUCACCGUAGACAGGGAAGUAGCUAGUAAUUGGGAAACCUUCAGAUUAUGGAGAGUGUCUCAAUCGGAAUUUCAGUUUCGGACCCAUAAUGGACAGUUCCUAUCCUGUGGUGGAGAAGGGGCUUCUGUCUCCGUAACAUCAAAUUACCCGUCUUCGACAGAAACAUUUUCUAUUGUAAGGAGUAGCAAUGAUCGAGUUCAUAUUAAACUAUCAAGCGGUACAUAUUUGCAGGUGUCUUCUGGAAAUGAGCUCAAAGCAGACUAUAUAGGGAUCCCAGAAUGGGAAGAUAAUGCAGCCACAUUUGAAAUGACUUUUGAAGGUGGAAAGGUCAUGCUUGGAGAGUACCAGCUGACCAAUGGGUAUGGAUAUGAAAAGGCGACAGAAGUACUUAAUGAACAUUGGAGCAGCUAUAUUACACAAGCAGACUUUCAGUUUCUUAGCGAAAACGGUAUAAACACCGUGAGAAUUCCUGUUGGGUGGUGGAUUGCUCAAGAUCCCAACCCACCGGCUCCUUAUAUUGGGGGAAGUUUGGCAGCUCUUGAUAAUGCAUUCAAAUGGGCACAGGAGUACAACAUUAAAUGCAUAGUCAACCUUCAUGCAGUUAUUGGUUCCCAAAACGGAUGGGAGCACAGCGCUAGUCGAGAUGGUUCUGUGGACUGGGGAACAUCUGAUGAAAACAUCCAGCAAAGCCUUGAUGUGAUAGAAUUUCUAGCUUCCAGAUAUGGAAGCGAUCCUGCUCUAUUGGGGAUUCAACUUUUGAAUGAACCAAAAUCUUCUGAAGUUCCCUUCUAUGUCUUACAAGAUUACUACUCAAAGGGAUACAAUAUUGUGAGGAAAUAUUCAGCUACAGCUUACGUGAUUAUGUGUCAGUUUGUUGACACAGACCCAACGGAGCUUUAUCAUGCGAUUGCCAAAUUGGGUUUAUCAAACGUAGUGUUGGAUUUGCACUUCUACAAUCUCUUCCAUCCAAAAUUUGAUAAGAUGGGCUCAACUGAGAAUAUAGAAUUCAUAAAAGACAGCAGGAAAGCUCAAGUGGAUUCCCUAAACACUGCUAAUGGCGAUGGACCACUAGUUUUUAUUGGGGAGUGGGUAAAUGAAUGGAGUUUUAGAGACGGUUCUGAGGAGAAUUAUCAGGACUUUGGUAGAGCACAGUUAGAUGUUUACGGUUCAGCUUCUUUUGGAUGGGCAUAUUGGUCAUUCAAGAAUGUUAAUGAUCAUUGGAGUCUCGAGUGGAACAUCAAGAACAAAAUCAUGCAGUUAUAGGUCAUCAAACUUCACUUGGAGAGCAUUGGUUCAUUGGAUGCUCGUAACUCAUCCAAAGCAAUUUGUGGUUAUUCGUAUUGGCAAGUAGAUAUUUAUACUUGCACAGAGAUUGUAAUACAAUAAAACCUCUCUUUAAGAGAAAACUUUAUACAAGUCACUGAGUGUAUGGUCCCUGCUUGUGUCAGUUUUUAGUGUAUAUUGUAAUAAGUUCGGUGUGAACGAAUUUGCAGACAUGAUAUGUUGCAUCGGAGAAGAUGAAGUAAAGAAAAUAUUGCAGCAUAUAAAUUUUAUACACAUUGUUAAUCCA
Molecule: messenger RNA, 1924 nt
Organism: Papaver somniferum (opium poppy)
Lineage: Eukaryota; Viridiplantae; Streptophyta; Magnoliopsida; Ranunculales; Papaveraceae
Product: glucan 1,3-beta-glucosidase-like
Exons: 10
Coding region: 94-1617 (507 amino acids)
Biological process (GO): actin filament bundle assembly; establishment or maintenance of cell polarity; cell migration
Cellular component (GO): cytoplasm; actin cytoskeleton
Molecular function (GO): actin filament binding; hydrolase activity, hydrolyzing O-glycosyl compounds
Source: RefSeq, a predicted model, not a curated record